Molecule: messenger RNA, 3397 nt
Organism: Trichobilharzia regenti
Lineage: Eukaryota; Metazoa; Platyhelminthes; Trematoda; Strigeidida; Schistosomatidae
Source: the annotation of a GenBank genome assembly
UUCGAAAUUGGUGACAUUUUUGCACGUGUUUGCUCUGAAAUUUAUUUACUGCUUAUUGUCAUAUAAUUCUUGAAAUUAUGGUCCAAAUCUCUAAAAAACGUGUUCGUAGAAACACAAUUGUUUUAGAUAGUGGCUUAAAUUCGGUUAUAACUGCAUUACCGCCUGGUAAUACAGUAUCAACUACUAGCUCUCAAAAUGGUUUGAGUGCAGAUCUCACUCCUGUGAUACAGGUGAAAGAUGUUCUGUUAGAGAACUCUGAGUUCUGUAAACUAAACCUCCUUUUGAAAGAUAUGCAGAGGCAAGUAAGUGAAAUUCAGAAAAAAUUAGAUCAGUUUGAUAGUAUGUCACUGCCAAUCUCAAAUACCACGGAGAGCCGUUCUGAUAUUGGCCAGGUUAAGUGUUUACUGGAUGUAACUCAAAAUAAGCUUUUGAAUUUAGACCCAAUAGCCUGUCUUUUAGAAAGGCAUCCUAAAAUAUCUCCAGACAACCUAAAUAAAGCUGAAAAUCUGAUUGACUGCUUGGCUACGGAGGUGAUGAAGCGUAUAACCUCUUCUCACCAAGCUAUAGUUUACAACGUCCCAGAUUCUCUGCCCCUGAAAACUGUAAGACACAAAAUCCUGAUUUGUUGCGGCAUGGCUAGUGUUCCAUGUGAAUGCAAACGACUUCGUAAAAAGUCUAACCAGGCUAAUUGCCCAAUCAUUUUUAAAUUCAGUAAUUCCCUUGAUGCUAGUAAGUUUACUAAAUGUCAGGAUCACUUAAGACUGAAUAGCAGUUAUAAGUCUAUAACCGUAGCUCAGGAUAAAACACCGUGUCAGCGCAGAAUAAUGCGUAGUAAUAACCUGGUCACCUCCUCUAGCUUUGAUUUACCAAAUAAGGAUCGUGCACAGCAACAGACACCUAGUGCUGAAACUAGCAUUCAGCAAACUACACAACAACCACACCUGCCAAUGGAACUAGGAACUGAUUUAGAUACCAGUACCCCUGUAAAUAAAGCCUCAUCGAAAGAUGUUAAAAUGACUAGAACUUCUGCAAGUUGUUCUAAGAAAUUUCCCCCCAAACGUAGUAACCUCACCACGAUGAACAAAUUUCGCAGGGUUGAGACUAAUGAUGGGGAAGAAUACUUUGUAUUCAAUAAGCCUGCUGAGAGUAAGAAUGCCAACAAACCAUCACUUGUUACGAAAAACUCCUCUCGAAACAUAAGUAUAUCUGGAGGUGUUCCGCAUGCUCCACCUUAUAGAAAGUCAGGCUCCAAGACUCCUAAAGUCUUGCAGCCAAAGCACCUUCCUUCACAAUUCCCUUUAAGUUAUAAAAACAACCCGAAGGUGUAUACCGGUAUGACGAAUAGCAGUUGGAUGGGUAGACCUUUGAUGCUAUGCCUUUUAACCGUCAACCUAGGCCCAACCUGUACUACCCUUAUAUCCAGGAACACAUGGUAAAUUUUCCAGGUGUCCCGAAUCACUGGUACGACCCAUGGCACCUAGGACCACCUCAUUGCACACCAACUCCGAUGUGCAGACACCCAGUCCGACCUCCUUUUCAUUCAUAAAUUCUUGCGGUGCUGACGCACAAAUAGAUUUAGGUUAUGGUGACAUUUUAAGCCAGUUUGUAGUAUCCCGUGACUUAUUCACGAUAUUGCUAAUUAAUGCACGUUCCUUAAUCAAUAAGAUAUCUGAACUAAGGACAUUAUUAUUAGUCGCCAAGCCUACUGUAGCUCUGAUUACUGAGUCAUGGUGCUCAUCCUCUGUACUUGAUGUGCAUAUAGGUAUCGAUGAUUACACUGUACACCGUGCAAACAGAGAUUGCAAGCGUGGUGGAGGAUGUCUCAUAUAUAUACAUAGCUCAUUUGUAGUCAGUAAGGUGGAAGAUGAAACAAUGAAUAAUGUACCUGACUCACUCUGGGUUGUCUUACAUGGAGAUAAGUACAAACUUCUCAUAGGCUGUGUUUAUCGAGCACCAAGCUCAACAAAAGAAACUGAUGCGUUAUUAGCUAAAUCGUUUGCACACGCAUCCUCGUUUAGUGCUAAUUACAAAAUAAUUGCAGGGGACUUCAAUCUUCCAGAAGUCAAUUGGCUAACUAGUUCCGGCCCCCAACGCUUCGACGAAUUACUUGCCACUAUAGACUGUUAUGGAUGGCAACAACACGUCCAGACACCUACUCGUGGUGACAACAUGUUGGACCUUGUUUUUUGUCAUGACACAAUCCCAGUAUCCACGUAUGUUGGUAAUCGAUUUUCCAGUAGUGACCAUAGAAUGGUACUCUGCUCUCUGCCUUUCUCACCACUAAAUACAGGAAACAAACAAGACUCAGGAAGCACAAUAUGUCGUAGUUACAAAUAUACAGACUGGGGAUUAGUCCAAGAACUUAUUCGACUCUGUCAAUGGGAUGACUAUUUUACCACUGACUCCCUGGAGGCCUUAGUAACCCUGUUUUACAGGAAUGUUACCCUUUGUCUAGAUACAGUUGCUCCAAAGAAAAUAGUGAAAUUAAGUAGACACCGAACUGAAUAUAUUCCAAGGGCACACCGUAAUAAGUUAAGGAAGCUGAAGAAACAGUACUAUUCCACUAAGGACAUAUCACUAUUGCUCUCAAUCCACGAGUCUCUUGAAUCUCUCAAGCGCCUACGCUCUCAAAAGGACCUCGACGAAGAGUUAACGGCACUUGAAAGUACCUCCAAAGUUUAUAACUUAACGGCACUUCUUAAAAAACGAAUGCAGUCGGCGAGGGAAAUCCCAUACUUACUUCACGACAAAGUAAUCUACAAUGAACCUGCCACUAUCUGUGAACUCUUCAGUGAUUGGUUUGCAAACUUUAGUUUAGAAACACAUAUGCCUGGUGAAACCGCUCCCCUUACUAUCUCUUCCCUUGAAAGCAUUGUGUUCACUAAUCAGUUAAUAGUACAAGCAAUUAAAAGCCUUAAACCUUCCACUAGUACGGGACCGGAUGGCCUCGCUUCGAUAAUUUUCAAAAACAGUGGGUGUGAUAUACCCUUGUUACUUCUUAAAUUCUUCUCAAUAUCUAUGGACACUGGCACUUACCCUAGUGAGUGGAAAACUAGCUUCAUAAUUCCACAUUACAAAUCUGGUGAUAGGGCAAACGUCCGCAAUUACAGACCCAUAAAUAUAACCCCAGUUAUCUCACGAAUCAUGGAGAAAGUUGUAAAAGAUCAAUUGUCAGACUACCUAAUUAGGGAAGAUCUUGUUACAAGGUCUCAACACGGAUUUCUCAAAAAUAGAUCCUGCGUUACUUGCCACUUCGACUUUUUCAACUGCAUCACUAGUAGUCGCGAAGCACGUAAGCUAGUCGUUGUUCUCUACUUCGAUAUAUCUAGGGCAUUUGACAUGGUAUCUCACAGUAUUCUCUUUGAGAAGCUGUACUCUUGUGGAAUUCGCAACCCAU